AUGGAGCUGCAAAAGUUUGAGAUUUCGGACUCAAGACUCGAGCACAAUAAUUGGCAAUUUCCAAAGUUGCUCAAAACUCGACCGUUGAGGAAGCUAGGUGAGGAAGACUUUCUCGUCAAUCACAAGAUUGAUAGAAGUUACGACGACAGCACAGUCCGAUUUAAAUUGCUUGUUGGAAACGCAGUAUCAGCCAAUCUAAAGGACCAGGAUAACCUCCCCUACGACCCCGAAGUUCUCCAAACAAUCAAACAGCAAAAAUGGAUAUCCGAAGAGUAUGAGCAUCUUUGGCGUCGCGAUGAAGGAGGUUCUGCCGCUUUGACUUCGCAUGGGAUUUUGACCUUUCUUCUGCAAACCCCUCGAGAUGGUCGAUCAUUCUGCUCUCUGUCUCUUGUCAAUUGUGAGAGGACAUAUUGCGGCGGUCUACACAUUGCAGACGAGCAGUAUAACUUGAGCUCCCUCUUAUCGAAUCAGCAAUAUCUCAACAAACACCCCAAAGUCCCCAGAGACUUCGCCGUACUUCCAUUCUGCAUCCUUAAGCAGCAUGUAGACGAGACAUUAGUCCACGUCCAGGAUCUAUCCCGACAAGUCACAUCAGCGGAAAAGCGCAUUGCAGAAGGUAUCAUCUCCCUGGAGGAUAACGGGGAUUACAAACUCAUCAACAGACUCAACUUGGAGCAUGUCCGACUCCAACGCCGAUCAGAUUUCCAGCUAGAUCUGGCGUCUAAUCUCCUCAAAUAUCUCGAGGCCUAUCAGCGUUUAUGGGCCGUACUUAUGGAGGGUGGAACUGGGUAUAUUGAUGAUAUGCGCGAGAAGGUUGAACAGCAAUUGCGGUAUUCGCGACAAGUUGAAAAGGAUUUGCAGAUGUUACCACGGCGGAUCGACAAUCAAUCCAAAGCGAUGUUCAACAUAGUCGCGCUCAGAGACAACAAACUCAACAUCCAACUCGCGGAAAGUUCUCGGAAAAUCGCCGAGGAAAGUCGUCUGGACAAUCUCCUCAAUGUCAAAUUGGCAAAAGCCACGGCGCAAAUGGCGGAAGAGACUCGGCAGGACAGUGCCGCGAUGAAAACUAUUGCUGUCCUAACCCUUACUUUCCUCCCUGGCACGGCUGUGGCUUCGUUUUUCGGAAUGGAUGGCAUGUUCAAUUGGAACCCCAAAGUCGGCGAAAGGAUAGCCUCACCAUUCAUCUACAUCUUCUUCGUCGUGACGAUCCCUCUCACGGUGAUAGUUUACACGGCAUGGUGGUGGUGGUUUCGCCGCACAAAACGAGAAUUCCAAAAGCAAUUCGAAGACAGUGAUUUGGCGGGGAUUGAAGAGGAAAUGUUACGUAGGAUGCGGACUACGAAUACUUUCAACGAGAAGUCUCCUCUUCCGACGUUAGCUGGAACAACCACAACUCGUGGUGGUGGUGGUGGUGGUGUUCGAGUUUGA
Molecule: messenger RNA, 1428 nt
Organism: Ramularia collo-cygni
Lineage: Eukaryota; Fungi; Ascomycota; Dothideomycetes; Mycosphaerellales; Mycosphaerellaceae
Exons: 7
Coding region: 1-1428 (475 amino acids)
Source: RefSeq, a predicted model, not a curated record